Molecule: messenger RNA, 2794 nt
Organism: Notechis scutatus (mainland tiger snake)
Lineage: Eukaryota; Metazoa; Chordata; Lepidosauria; Squamata; Elapidae
Source: RefSeq, a predicted model, not a curated record
AAAAGUUAGAGAGGAGGCGCGCUGUGAUGACGUAUUCGGAGCCGCUACACUUGCGCUGCGAUGGCGGCUCCCUCGGUGGCAGCGUGAGAGUGAGGAACCGGAGGACCAGUUUGCUUUUUAGAAAAUUCUAGCCCUAUGAAGUUUACAGAUAGAAGAUUGCUUUCUGCUCCUGGAGAAAUUUCCUUUAAGAAACAAUGGCAAAUUACAAGCCUGUAAUAGUUCAGACAUUUCCCAAGCUUGGAGAAAAAAUUACAAAAGAUACUUUGUAUUGGAAGAAUUAUAAGACUCCCAUUCAGAUAAAGGAAUUUGGUGCAGUGAAUAAAAUAGACUUUUCUCCAGUUCCUCCAUAUAAUUAUGCUGUCACAGCCUCAUCAAGGAUUCACAUAUAUGGGCGAUAUUCACAAGAGCCAAUCAAAACAUUUUCUCGCUUCAAAGAUGUAGCUUAUUGUGCUACCUAUCGAGAGGAUGGGCAACUGCUUGUUGCUGGCAGUGAAGAGGGCAGCGUUCGGAUCUUUGACAUUGGUGGGAGAGCACCAUUAAGACAAUUUGAAGGCCACUCCAAAGCAGUCCACGUUGUAGGAUUUCUGUCUGAUAAGUACCGAAUAAUGUCUGGAGCAGAUGAUUACACGACACGGGUCUGGGAUGUUUCAACUUCAUCUGAAAUAGCCUGCUACAAAGAACACACAGAUUAUGUAAGAUGUGGCUGUACUAGUAAACUGAAUGCAGAUCUUUUUGUAACAGGUUCCUACGACCAUACAGUGAAAGUAUAUGAUACACGGACAGACAAAAGCAUUAUGAAGAUAGAACAUGGGCAACCAGUUGAAAGUGUUAAUCUGUUUCCUUCUGAAGGUCUUCUUGUGACAGCAGGUGGUCGUUACAUUAAAAUCUGGGAUAUUCUUAAAGGAGGCCAGCUAUUAGUGUCCUUGAGAAAUCACCAUAAAACUGUAACCUGUUUGUGUUUGAGUAGCUCUGGUCAAAGGCUUCUCUCAGGCUCCCUAGAUCGGCACGUGAAGAUUUACAGUACAACUUCCUACAAAGUAGUGCACAGUUUUAACUAUGAAGCAUCAAUUCUCAGUCUUGCAUUGGCAGUAAGUAGUAUAACCUGGUGGGAAGUUUAAUACCUGGUUAUUCAUUACAUUUGCAGAAAUGUGACUGAUGCAAGAUAUGCUCCUAUACUGAUAAAUGUUGCAGAACUCAUUACAGAUAUAUAUAUGCCUGUGAUUGGACAAUCUUCAGUUAUUGAUAAGCAGUUUCUGAAACUUCAAAAUCUUGUAGAGAAAGAGAUUGAUUACCAAGAGGAAUUGCUAGAAGUUUUGGGAAUGAUGGAUGCACUGUUUGCUACCAUGACAAGAAAAAAAUCCAGUUCCAUGGAUGUGAACAAAACAGUGGAGCUAUAAAAAACACUGGAACUGUGCUGAGAAUUUUCACCAGUGGAAUCUGCAUUUAGCUCUUAUUUGCACCCCAAAGUAAACAUUACUUUUGACUGGAGAGUGACAUAUCUUCUGAAAUAUUUUAAUGCAGCCAGGUGGAUUUUUAAAUUCAAAUGCUGUUUUAUUUUAACCCUUUUAUUUAUGCAAAUUCAUCAGGCAUUUUUUAAUCAUUACAAUUGUCAGCUGCUAAAGUAGAAAUAAAUGCCAGAACAUGUAUCUCUCAUGGAACCAUUUGUAUUUAAUCAGGUCUGCUUUCAUUUGGGAAAACCAAACCUUUGGAGAUGUUUCUGUGCCAACUUUCAACAAUUUUUUUCUAUAAAAAUAUUCUGUAUAUGUAUAGUAUCUAAGAAUACUUAUGCUGAAUCUUUAAAAAUUUUAAAUUCUAAGAAUUUAUUAUAAACAUGUACUUUCUGUUGACUCAGCAGAUGAAAAUAAAUGAUAACAGUUGGCAAAAUAGUAUGUUUUCUCCUUCACAUAGUAUGAAUAAGAGCAUGUUGUCAGCCAACGACUAGGAUUAUUUACGAAUCUAAUCCAAGUAGCAAAUUAUUCUUGGACAGUGUGGGAUUGUCUGAUUAUUAUUUCUAAUUGCCAAGAAUGCACAUUUAAGCUUCUACUACUAAUAGACUAUGUGUCAUCAAGAGACUUGUUAAUGAACAUAUGUUUCCAGCUUAGUCCUUCAAGUCUUCCAAUGGUGCACUAAUUGCUACUAUAAUUGAGUCCAUCCAUCUUGCUGCUGGUCAUCAUGGUUUUUUUUUCUUCCACCUUUCUCAGCUUUAUAUACUUCUCAAGAAAGCUAUGUCUUUGUAUAAUGAUAAUUUGAUCCUGGACAUUUGUACUUCAAAUGAAAACUGGGUUGAUUUGUUGAAUAACCCAUUUGUUUGUAUUCUUGGCUAUGCAUGGUAUUUUCAGGAGUCUUCUCUGAGGUCAAAGUUCAAAAUCAUCAAAAUGCUUUUCAUCUUGCUUCUUAAAAGUACAACUUUUCCCUUCCAUAAACAGGAAAACCAUUGACUGCAUAAUUACAAUUUUUGUUAGACACAGAAAUAUCAUAGCAGUGAAUAUCUUCCAAGGCCUUCAUUGCUACUCAAAAGAACUAGCAUACUACUUGACUGUUGGUUCUUUUGCUGUUGAUAAUUGAUUCUUAAAAACAGAAGCUAUCUAUCUCUUCAGUAACAAUGGUUACUGUUCUUGUUAUCAUUAGCAUGGCCUUUUUUUAGUAUUGGUCCCAUUUUUUAAAACAUAUUUCUUGACUUUAAUACUAGAACUUGUAAAUCAUUUACAUAUUCAAUUAUCAGAGAAGUCUUACCAGAAUGGUUUACCAUUGGUGUCUCCCAUGCAAUAUGAAAUUAUGGUUUUGCCAUUGUCAU